AUGAUCGAUACGCCAGGCAUCGGUGAUACGAGAGGAUUUGAACAAGAUAAAAAAAAUUUUACCGAAAUAUUAUCUUAUAUUGCUCAAUAUAAACAUUUGAAUGGAUUAUGUAUAUUACUGAAACCAGACGAACAACGUUUGACUAUACCUUUUCGAUUCUGUGUCAAUGAACUUCUUCGACAUUUACCUAUUGAUUCAAAGGAUAAUAUCAUUUUUAUCUUUACAAAUGCACGAUCAACUUUUUUUGCACCAGGUAGCACAACAAGACUUAUUCAAACUAUGUUGAAUGAACAUAAAAGAGACCACAGUGUUGAAAUACCAUUUUCGAGGGACAAUACGUUUUUAUUUGAUAAUGAACCAUUUCGUUACCUAGCAUUACGUAAAAAUGGUAUCACCUUGGAUGAACUACAAACACAAAGUUAUAUUAGAAGUUGGGAUCAUUCAGUCCAAGAGUAUUGUCGUCUUAUGAGUUAUCUGGUUACACGUCCAUUUAAGGCUGUAUCUAGUAUUCUUUCAUUGAAUGAAGCUGAACAACUUGUUCGAAUGCUUCCACGUCCAAUUGCUGAAACAUCAAAACUUAUCGAACAAAAUAUUCAACUUGCUAAAGAUCAUAAACAGAAAGUGUUGGAGAAUCCUGAACUUACAUCACAAGGAAUACCUCAGAAUGUUGCUGUAGUUACUCGACUAAAGCAUCCACGAACAGUAUGUGUCGGUGAAAAUUGUUGUCAAAUGAUUGAUGUGAACAAUGAAAAACAAAUUGAAUAUAUAUGUAUAUGUCAUGAAGAAUGUUAUUUGAAAGGUGUCAAACAAGAAACAUUAUAUGAUGAGAAAUUGCAAGAUUGUACAGCAAUGGAUCCCAGAUCAGGUGACUGUGAAGUAUGUGGAUGUCACUGGUUGCAACAUAAGCAUAUCACUUAUGAACAUAAAACAAAACGUGUUGUUAUGACUUUGAAUGACAUUGAUCAACGUAUUAGUGAUUUACGAGGAGAAGCAUUAAAAAUUCAAGAAGUCUAUAAAAAAGUAGCAAUAUUUCUUCAUGCAAAUGCUAUUGUGGCAACAAAUGAUGAUAUUUUGGAAUAUCUUCAAUACUUUAUCCGUGAAGAACAGAUGAAACAGAAUGCUGGAGCUAGUAAUGCCGAUGUUAUUGCUGGUCUAGUAAAUAUGAUGAAAGAAUUUACAGAGAAUAUGGAACUAUUGAAAAAAACAUUGAAAGAGCAAAAACAAUCUGGAGAUAUGAAAGAUGUUCUAAAGCCUGAUGAAGUUUUUAAAUUGGUUACUACUCUCUAUAAAUUAUCGAUUACAGGAGCCCAAAUUCAGCAGCAAGUUGAAGGAAUCAGAUUUAGUGAAGAAAAACAUACAUAUCAACGUGAAAGAUAUAUUGAAUUGCCGGCAAGAGCUGCAUCAUCAAAAGUAAUGAAGGAGUUAAAAGACAUUGUGUUUAUACACGAGGACAAUUAA
Rotaria sordida is the source of this 1458-nucleotide messenger RNA. NCBI's taxonomy places the organism in Eukaryota, Metazoa, Rotifera, Eurotatoria, Philodinida, Philodinidae. The record is from the annotation of a GenBank genome assembly.